Messenger RNA from Balearica regulorum gibbericeps (East African grey crowned-crane), 774 nucleotides. NCBI's taxonomy places the organism in Eukaryota, Metazoa, Chordata, Aves, Gruiformes, Gruidae. The record is from RefSeq and is a predicted model, not a curated record.
GGAGCAGCAGGGACCCCAGUCAGCCUCAGGUGGGAGCAGCAGAGCAAUGGCACAGGGACACCUCCAUCCUCGACUGCCUCCUCCCCCUCUCUGGACCUAGAUUCUAGCGAAGCCGCUGCUCUGGAAGCAUCCCUUGACACAGGUAGGGAUGAGAUCCCGAAACCAAGGCGGAGAAAGCUCGUCUAACGGGCAUUUCUCCAGUUCCAAGCCUGUCAUCAGCCAUGCAGAGAAUGAAAAACUUCAGGAGGAUGCCAAGAAAAAGAACAAACCUCAUCGGAAGGAAGAUGAGGUCAUGGUUUCAGCAACUGUCAAACGGCACUCAAAAUCACCUGGACCUACUGAACGAAAGAACAAGAAGUCCAUAGAGCUUUCUAAAGAGGACUUGAUAAAACUCCUCAGCAUAAUGGAAGGAGAACUACAGGCAAGGGAGGAUGUGAUCCACAUGCUGAAGACAGAGAAAACCAAACCUGAAGUUUUAGAAGCUCAUUAUGGGUCUGCAGCUCCAGAGAACGUGCUCCGAGUGCUACACAGGGAUGCCAUCCUUGCCCAAGAAAAGUCUAUAGGGGAAGAUGUCUAUGAGAAACCAAUUUCAGAGCUGGACAGACUUGAAGAAAAGCAGAAAGAGACAUAUCGGCGCAUGCUGGAACAGCUCCUAUUGGCAGAAAAGUGCCAUCGCCGCACAGUUUAUGAGCUAGAAAAUGAGAAACAUAAACAUACAGAUUACAUGAACAAGAGUGAUGACUUUACCAACCUCUUGGAACAGGAGCGGGAGAG